Molecule: messenger RNA, 1557 nt
Organism: Stomoxys calcitrans (stable fly)
Lineage: Eukaryota; Metazoa; Arthropoda; Insecta; Diptera; Muscidae
Product: ornithine decarboxylase 1-like
Exons: 7
Coding region: 135-1346 (403 amino acids)
Cellular component (GO): cytoplasm
Molecular function (GO): ornithine decarboxylase activity
Source: RefSeq, a predicted model, not a curated record
CAAAUUGAAACAAGACUAGACACGGUGUUAAAUAUAAUUAACAGAAAUUUAAUUAAGAAAAAUUUAAGGAAAAGCGUUAUAAAAAUAAAUACAAAUUUUGUAAAAUUUACGAAACCAAAGUUAUUGUUCGCGAUAUGAAAGGCCAUAGUCAUGCUAACGUAUUAGAAAACAAGAUAGUUUUGUAUGAGACACAAAUUAAUUUGAAACAAGUGAUUGCAGAUCAAAAUCUCCAUGCCAUGGAUGAGUCAUUGAUGGUUUGUAAUCUCAAUGAGCUGAGAUUAAAAUACCAAAAGUGGAUACAGUUAUUGCCUCGCGUUAAACCAUACUAUGCUGUAAAAUGUAAUGAUGACCCGCAUGUACUCAAAACCUUGGCUAAAUUGGGUACAAAUUUUGAUUGUGCCUCUAAGAAAGAAAUUAGCAAAGUCUUGAAUUUGGGAAUUAAAGCAGAUCGCAUUAUAUUCGCUCAUCCUUGUAAAAUGAUAUCGCAUGUGGAAUAUGCCAAGAGUAAAGGGGUAACAACUAGCACAGUUGAUUCGGAAUGCGAAAUAUUUAAACUACAUAGAUUCUACCCACAAUCAAACUUAGUUAUACGUAUCCGUUGCGAUGGCAGUGAUGUGGUUUUGUCAUUCGGUGAGAAAUAUGGAUGUGAUAGCGAAAAAUUGGCUUAUAAUUUGAUGACUUUAGCUAGAAUACUAAAAAUGAAUGUCAUUGGUAUUAGCUUUCACGUGGGUACCGGUUGUAAUGACUUGCAGGCCUAUAAACGUGCUAUAGCCAAGGCCCAACGACUCUUUGAUGUUGGCUUUAAAUUGGGUUUCAAUAUGAAGAUGCUCGACAUCGGUGGUGGCUUUCCCGGCAAUGAUGAUAAGAAAUUCAAAAAUAUCUGUGAAAUAAUAAACACAUCAUUGAAACGAUAUUUUCCACAAAAUAAUGUGAAUAUUAUUGCCGAGCCGGGUAGAUAUUUUGUUACUUCCGCCUAUACUUUACUUUGCAAAAUACACUCCAAGAAGGAAGCGCGUUUGCCGAAUGGAAAACUGCUCUUGAAACAGUAUUACCUGAAUGAUGGCGUUUAUGGAUCGUUUAACAAUGUUCUUACCGAACAUUUUAAGCCAGUGGUGCAACAUUUUGUGAAUGAGCGCCAUGCAGAAGUUCCAAAAUUUAAUUCACUUUUAUGGGGUCCCACCUGCGAUGCAUUGGAUAAGAUAGCUGAAAACGUGCAUUUGCCCGAUCUCAAAUGUGGUGAAUUUUUGGCUUUUCCCAAUAUGGGUGCUUACAGUUUGCCACUUGGAUGUCGCUUUAAUGGAUUUAAUCUACCAAAAACUAUCUACUAUGAUAAGGCAACACAGUAAAUGUCCACCAUCACAAGUGUUGGCUAAAAUCAACCAUAAGAUGUAUUAAGCAAAAGUCAUUCACCCUUAUGAUACUUGACACGUUCUUUGCAUUUGUAAAUUAAUUAUUUUCACAUUGCAAUCUUAUCGUAUAAACUCAACUAGAAAGAUAUGAUUUGACCAAUUGCCAUGGAACAUAAAUAACUUUGUUGUCAUAACUGUCGAAGAAGCA